This is a messenger RNA of Helobdella robusta, 288 nucleotides long. RefSeq lists its product as hypothetical. The transcript has 3 exons. Gene Ontology annotation, cellular component: membrane. Gene Ontology annotation, biological process: potassium ion transmembrane transport; membrane repolarization during action potential. NCBI's taxonomy places the organism in Eukaryota, Metazoa, Annelida, Clitellata, Rhynchobdellida, Glossiphoniidae. The annotation marks the transcript as partial. The record is from RefSeq and is a predicted model, not a curated record. Gene Ontology annotation, molecular function: inward rectifier potassium channel activity.
AAGGCUGUCUGGGAUUGGAUAACACUCAUCUUGGUUCUCUACAUCGCCCUGGCUACACCCUACUUUGCCGCCUUUCAUUCCACAAACGUUACCACCGUAAACAUCCUGGCGCUUGUGGACCUAGUGGUUGACGCGAUGUUCAUCGCGGACAUCCUCAUCAACUUCCGGACCACCUACCUCUGCGAUGGGGAGGUGGUUAGCGAACCUGGCAAGAUCGCCAUCAACUACAUCAAAGGUUGGUUCUUUAUAGACGCCAUCGCUGCAAUACCAUUCGACUUUCUUCUGUUU